Didymodactylos carnosus is the source of this 660-nucleotide messenger RNA. NCBI's taxonomy places the organism in Eukaryota, Metazoa, Rotifera, Eurotatoria, Philodinida, Philodinidae. The record is from the annotation of a GenBank genome assembly.
AUGUUCGCAUGGCUCAUCGUUUUCGCUUCUAUUGAUCGUUAUCUAUCAAGCUCUCGGGAUGCUCGUCGACGACAAUUUUGUGCGACAAAAACUGUGCGUCGUGCAAUAUGCAUUUUGGGUAUUAUCGUUUGUUUAUCAUAUUCUCAAGCGCUUUAUUGUUACGAGGCAAACCUGCCGAUUGCAUCAUCCCCAUGUUAUGCGAAAAGUGACCAAUGUCGUGUGUUUAAUGACUGGUUUUUUCUCGUAUUUUAUAAUUUAACUCCACCUGUGAUCAUGUUGAUCUUUGGUGCAUUGACAUUAAAGAAUCUUCGACAUGCGCAGCAACGACAAAUUCAAGCAGUAUCGUCAACAACGAUGGAUAGAAGUAUUCGUUAUCGGAAACGAGAUUUUCAACUAAUCAUCAUGUUACUCACACAAGUGAUAUUGUUCACCAUUACAAUCUUGCCACAUUCAGCGCAACGAAUCUACUCGACUUUAACCAGUAAUUUUGUCAAAACGAGCUUAACAAUAGCCACUGAUAAUUUAUGGUAUCAGUCGGCUGUUAUAUUGACUUCAUUACCGACUAGUAUAACAUUUUAUCUAUGCAUACUGAGCACUAAAAGAUUUCGUGAAGAACUUUGCAUAAUAACCCAACUAGUUUAUCGGAAAAUGAAAUAUUAA